Cotesia glomerata is the source of this 1654-nucleotide messenger RNA. RefSeq names its product pheromone-processing carboxypeptidase KEX1-like. The record is from RefSeq and is a predicted model, not a curated record. Lineage: Eukaryota; Metazoa; Arthropoda; Insecta; Hymenoptera; Braconidae. The transcript is spliced from 2 exons. The coding region runs from base 370 to 1038 and encodes 222 amino acids.
AUUAACAACUAUAAAAAUUUUUUAUAAAUUAUAAAUAAAACAAUACAUACCGCCAUGAAAAAUAACAACUAACUUUUCGAGAACUUUGGUUAGUCAUGUAAUUAUAUGUACAAUGUGCAUCUUCAUCAACUAUCGACAGUUAAAGAAAUAAUGCAGUGCUGCCACCGCGCAGGCAACUAAACGUUUUAUUGUAAUGGCCGCCGCUUUAAUGUUUAUGUUUACAUACAACCAGCAAGUAAUUUUGAGUAGUAAAAACUAAAACUUAUAAACAAUUUAUUUUAUUUUGGAAACAUGAGUGAUCGACCACCGAUUCCACGAAAGUCGUUCUGCGAACUUUCAGCGAAAUAGAAACGAGAAAAUUUAAGGUUUAUGAACAGUAACCAACCAAAUGAUGUGAGGCUAGAUCGAAAUGAAGCCCGUGAAGAAAUGCCAAUACAGAUUGAACAUUAUUUUCCACACAACAAUGCUUUACCUGAAACAAUGGACGAUGAAGAAUCUGAUUAUGAAGCUGAGGAAAAAAUAGAACAGAUGGAGGACCAAAUAAUCAGAGGAGAUGAAGAAGAGGAACGAGUAGAAGAAGAACCAAUAGAAGAGCAGGAACAGGCAGCAGAAGAGGAACGCGUAGAAGAAGAACUUAUUGAAGAAAAUGAACCAGUAGAAGAAGAAAGAGUAUUGGACGGAGCCAAUGAUAACAAUGAUGACGAUGAUGAUGAUGAUGAUGACGACGAUGAUGAUGAUAACGAUAAUAAUCGCCAUCACAUAGAAGGUGACUACGAUCCGCCAUUAUAUACCAACUCUCCGCUGACAUUAAGUCAAAGUAUGCUGCUAAUAUUAACUAUUUUCCUGAAUCAUAAUAUUUCUCAGUCAUGUUUGUCGGACAUGAUUGCAGUACUUAAUAUGUAUUGCAUCGGAGAGAAUUUACACCGUAAUAGUUUAUACAAAUUUAAAAAGUUCUUUAGGCUAACAAAUAAUCAAGCUCAGACGAUAAUAAAACAUUAUUAUUAUUCUCUAUGUUUGAAUGGUUUAAAUUCGGUUUGAGAUGUAUGUCUUGAUUGCCAAGGAAAAAAAGGAUAUAAAGCAUUAUAUUUUAUUGAGCUUUCGUUUAUUGAGCAAUUGGCAGAAUUAUUUGGGCGACCACAUUUUUAUGAUAAACUGCAAUCACAUUUUCAGAGUAAUAAUUUACAACCAAAUACAAUAAGUGACAUAUAUGAUGGAAAGUUAUAUGAAGACUGGAACACUGAAGACUUUUUGGCAAAUGCAAAUAAUUUAUCUUUCACGUGGUAUACUGAUGGUGUGCCAGUGUUUAAAUCCUCUGGUGUCAGUAUAUGUCCAAUUUACCUAACUAUUAAUGAGUUAACUUACAAAGAGCGCAUGAAUCGAGAGAAUAUGUUACUUGCUGGAUUAGCAUUUGGGAAAAUAAAACCGAGCAUGAACUAUUUUGUGCAUAAACUACAGUCUCAAUUUCAACAGCUCAUCGAUGGUCAUCAAUUUAUGCUGCCAGAUAAUCAAAUCAUCAAUGUAAAAGCAAUUUUAUUGAUGGGGAAUUGUGACAUGGUUGCCAAAUGCCAGAUGUUGAACAUGGUCCAAUUUAAUGGGGAGUUUGGUAGUCACAUUUGUAAAGUACCAGGUGAAUCGUUUCAAUUACCGUCUAGUA